AUGCUCACAGGUUUGGCUGAUAUACUUCGAGGCGCUGGUCUCAAGGUUGUCGAAGUUGCCGGCUGGAAGACUCGUGGACAUGGUGUGAUGAGUUCAGUGAAGGGUAUUAUUGUUCAUCACACAGCAGGCCCAGCGACAGGCGAUUUUCCCUCAUUAGGGGUCGUUCGAGAUGGCACAUCUAGUCUUUCUGGUCCACUUGCACAGCUCGGAUUGGGCCGCACUGGAACUUGGUUUGUCAUUGCAGCAGGUCGUUCUUAUCAUGCCGGCAGCACCUUAGAUGACUCCAUCUAUGGCAAUAGUAACGCAAUCGGAAUCGAAGCCGAAGGAACUGGUUUACCAGCUACCGAUAGCGGACAUGCUCACUGGCCAGAAGUGCAGUACCAGAGUUACGUGAAAGGUGUGAAAGCUCUUCAAAAAGCUUACGGUGUGCCCACUGCUCGUGUCUUGGGACACAAGGAGGCGGCGGUGCCUAAAGGUCGCAAGAUCGAUCCCAACUUUUCCAUGGCUGAAUUUCGCUCUAAGCUCGGUUGA
Messenger RNA from Rotaria sp. Silwood1, 531 nucleotides. NCBI's taxonomy places the organism in Eukaryota, Metazoa, Rotifera, Eurotatoria, Philodinida, Philodinidae. The record is from the annotation of a GenBank genome assembly.